AUGCGGUUGAAUGACAAUGUGGAUAUCAUCUCAGAAGAUCUCGUCUCAAACCCAGAUUCGAGUGCUGAUUUGAGCUCUGGACUGCAGCUUGUUGUGCUCGACAUUUUGAUUCGAGAAACUGGCUCUUCCCAAAUGGGCGAACGCGAGCAGGCAAGGCCACUAGCCCCGGCUGCGGACAGCCAGAGCAGCGACAAAGAAGGAGCUUCUCGACACCAUAAGAAACGAAGUAGAAAAUGCUGUGUAUUCAUCGCGGCCAUAUUUGUUAUACUAGUCAUAGCGAUCGUAGUUAUGCGUUUCACUGCCUUUCGUGUCAAGGACCCGAUCUUCAAAAUGAACGGUGUUGCGGUCACUCAGCUAGAGCUAACCAGUGGCACAAUUCCUAAGCCAGGUUUGAACAUGUCCCUAAUUGCGGAAUAUGUACCGAUGGUUGGUGAGGCUAGAAACGGACCGGACCAUGCGAGGGCCCGAUGGACCAUGAGACUGAAUGUCACCGUGGACAUCAUCCCAGACAGGAUCAUUUGA
This is a messenger RNA of Populus euphratica (Euphrates poplar), 522 nucleotides long. RefSeq names its product Late embryogenesis abundant (LEA) hydroxyproline-rich glycoprotein family. The coding region runs from base 1 to 522 and encodes 173 amino acids. The transcript is spliced from 3 exons. Lineage: Eukaryota; Viridiplantae; Streptophyta; Magnoliopsida; Malpighiales; Salicaceae. The record is from RefSeq and is a predicted model, not a curated record.